CAUUCAUGGGUUUAGAUUAAUACUGCAAAUGUGCUUUGUUAUUAGUAUAUGAUUACAAGGUCUAGAGUCCAAGGAUAAAAUAAUCAUCUGGUACUUACCUUUACAGUUGAGGCUGCAGUUUCUGGUUCCGUAACUUUGCAAUGGCGCUGUUUAUCUUAAUCAUCGUGGCACUGCUGCUAUCUGUUUUUGUGUUUUCGGCUUUCUUUGUGCUGCAAUCUUGGACUUCAUCACCGAAAAGCAUGGUCGGAAUCCCGGGCAGCUUGGGCUGGCCUAUUGUUGGUGAGAGCUUCUCAUUUAUAUCAGAGUUUUCAAGUCCAUCUGGUAUAUACAGCUUCAUGAACAAGAGGCAGCAGAGGUAUGGAAAAGUGUUCAAGACUUUUGUAUUGGGUAGAUUCAGUGUGUUCAUGACCGGAAGAGAAGCAAGCAAGAUGCUGUUAGCAGGAAAAGACGGAAUGGUUAGCUUAAACCUGUUCUACACAGGACAGCAGGUGCUAGGUCCAACCAGCUUGCUACAAACCACCGGAGAAGAGCACAAGCGGCUUAGACGGCUGAUUGCUGAGCCCCUAUCAGUUGAUGGCCUGAAAAAAUAUUUUCAGUUCAUCAAUAAGCUGGCAAUUGAAACAUUAGAAGAUUGGCCUGGCCGAACUGUUUUGGUCCUUGAAGAAGCUUCUACAUUCACUCUCCAAGUUAUUGGUAACAUGAUCAUGAGCUUGGAGCCUGCUGGUGAAGAACAGGAGAAAUUCCGAGCCAAUUUUAAACUCAUCUCUUCCUCCUUUGCAUCCUUGCCAUUCAAAAUCCCUGGAACAGCUUUUCAUUCUGGUAUUCAGGCACGGGAUAGGAUGUAUGCAAUGUUAGACUCAGUAAUUUCUAAAAGGAGAAAUGGAGAAGGAUUCCAACAAGAUUUCUUGGAAUCACUGAUAAUGAAACAUAGCAAAGUAGCAGGCAGCGAAGAUGAUAAGGAUAAACUCACUGACAAACAAUUGAAAGACAAUGUAUUAACUCUGCUGGUUGCAGGUCACGAUACCACGACUGCUGCUCUUACAUGGCUCAUUAAAUUCCUUGGAGAGAAUCCUGCUGUUCUGGAACAACUAAGAGAUGAGCAUCAACAAAUUCAAGCAAACCGAGGUAAUGGAGCUGAUCUAACAUGGUCUGAAGUUAACAAUAUGGCUUACACCGCCAAGGUAAUCAAUGAAACUCUUCGGAGAGCCACUAUUUUACCUUGGUUUUCAAGAAAGGCUGCCCAGAAUUUUGAGAUUGAUGGAUAUAAUAUAGAGAAAGGUUGGUCUGUUAACUUGGAUGUUGUCUCUAUUCAUCAUGAUCCAGAAGUCUUUCCUGAUCCUCAAAAGUUUGAUCCCUCCAGGUUUGAUGAACCCCUAAAGCCUUUUAGCUUUCUUGGAUUUGGUAGCGGACAACGUAUGUGCCCUGGAAUCAAUCUGGCCAAACUUGAAAUCUCAGUUUUCAUCCAUCACCUGGUCUGCAAAUACAAGUGGAAGCCUCUGGAGAAAGAUGACUCAGUCCAGCCAACACUAGUAAGAAUGCCAAAAAACAAGUAUCCGAUUGUAGCCGAGCCACUUUAAUGCAUUUGCUUUGAAGCAAAUUGCAAGGCACUGAGCACAAGUAUCGCGUUCUUUCCUUCUGUGUAUAUAUAGUUGGCACUUGGCCGCAAAAUAAAUUCUUGGGAAAUAUUUUUCUUUAUAUUUACAGCAAAUAGUUCCUUUAUACGGAUAAUAAUUUGAUCACGAAUAAUGUUGAGGGUUGCAGUUGAUGGUAACUUUAACAAGUCAAUAAAACCUCUAGAAACCCUUCUUCAA
Molecule: messenger RNA, 1811 nt
Organism: Rosa rugosa (rugosa rose)
Lineage: Eukaryota; Viridiplantae; Streptophyta; Magnoliopsida; Rosales; Rosaceae
Product: abscisic acid 8'-hydroxylase 3-like
Exons: 9
Coding region: 141-1577 (478 amino acids)
Biological process (GO): brassinosteroid biosynthetic process; sterol metabolic process; multicellular organism development
Molecular function (GO): monooxygenase activity; oxidoreductase activity, acting on paired donors, with incorporation or reduction of molecular oxygen; iron ion binding
Source: RefSeq, a predicted model, not a curated record